Cylicostephanus goldi is the source of this 675-nucleotide messenger RNA. Lineage: Eukaryota; Metazoa; Nematoda; Chromadorea; Rhabditida; Strongylidae. The record is from the annotation of a GenBank genome assembly.
AUGCUUCAGUUUCACGGACGACGAAUACCUCAUGAGACGGCUGAAAAUGACCCAUACCAGAACAGGCGAGUCAAGGUUGAUCACACAGCUGCAUUACAGGUAAUUCUGCUUGGCCACUGUUUUUGUCUUUGCUUACUAUGCCCACGAAAUAUGGAAUGGCCUGAUCACGGUUGCCCGUCUGGCGAAGAUCAACUAAUCAACAUGAUCGAAAAGAUGGCUGAAUACAAUAAGAAUUCAACAGCUCCUGUUCUUGUUCACUGCAGCGCUGGAGUGGGACGCACUGGAACGAUCAUAUCAGUCAAUUAUAUAAGGGAACUGAUUGAGUCUGAAGAGCUGGAUUCCUUAGACAUUUUCGAACUUGUCAUGAGUUUGAGGAAACAGAGAGCAAGCAUGGUGCAAACACAGGAUCAGUUUCAUUUCGUUCAUAAGUGUGUUGCUCAUUACUGCAGAGAAAGAUUGGGACUUCCCCAUCCCUUGCCCAAAGAAGAAGCCCCUGAAUCUCCUCCCAUGGUUCCGAACCACUUAGCUCCAUCUUACAAUGCUGUAAACGAGAACGGUGACUUAUCCAUAGACAAUGAUAGCGACGACGAAUUCGAGGGAACUGAGGUUCCGGAUUUUCCGCACGAGCCGCCUGCUCCAAGAGGACCGGAGGAACUGGGCAGCGCGGCAAGUUGA